Messenger RNA from Xylaria bambusicola, 2324 nucleotides. Its product is annotated as cation efflux protein. The record is from RefSeq and is a predicted model, not a curated record. Bases 372 to 2045 code for a protein of 557 amino acids. Lineage: Eukaryota; Fungi; Ascomycota; Sordariomycetes; Xylariales; Xylariaceae. The transcript has 3 exons. Gene Ontology annotation, molecular function: zinc ion transmembrane transporter activity. Gene Ontology annotation, biological process: intracellular zinc ion homeostasis; transmembrane transport; zinc ion transport. Gene Ontology annotation, cellular component: membrane; Golgi apparatus.
CCCUGCCGAAUGCGGGUGUCUUGUGCCAAAAUAGGUCAAUUCAACAACGCUGUGUAACAGGUAGUACCUGCCUGUCAAUUGACCCAAAAUUCAUCACGAGAAGUUUGCACCAGUCGACGAGCUGUACUUCGCGGCUGAACGAGACGACAACAGCAGCAGCGACUACGACGAGGGCCACGAUAACCGAAACCGAAACUCAACGUCGAUACGAUAAGGCGACGCUUCAUCAUCAUUCGUCACCCGUCACUGCAAUCUGAUAUUUUAAGCCCCCCUAUACUAUUCUCACCUGCUUGAACGACUACCUGAGGAGAUCAAUUUGGCUGGAGCAGGUCCAAGCACUGUGGGCAAAGGUAUCUCGUGUUAAACACCCCAUGGCCUCGUCGUACGCUCUCCCGCAGGCGCCUCUGCCACAUAGCCAUAGUCAUGGCCAUAGCCCUCACAGCUCCAUCGAACAUCUCCAUAGCCACAGUCAUUCGCCUCCUUCUUUCGGCCAUUCCAGGUCGCGUUCGAGCCUUUCUAGCACAUCUUCCAUGCGAUCCCACAGUCACAACCACAGUCAUGCCCACGGCCAUGGCCAUCAUCACAGCCAUAGCCGUAGCCACGAGAACAUUGAAGAUGAUAUCCAAACCCAUAGCCGCCAGAACAUGUCUCAAUUCCGCGCCAACGCGCUCGUCCCCUUACAACGGCGAGAAAACCGACCAUCUCCUCUACGUCAAAACGCCGAAGAUAUACCCAAUCCUGGGGAAUCUAAGAUCGAAGCCGCGCCGCACAACCACACACAUGCCCCCAAUGGGCACCACCACCAAGAAGACGGCCAAGGCCAUACUCAAAACCAUAACCAUGAACCUCACCAUAGUCACUCCCACGACUUUUCGAGGUUUACGGGACUCCUGCUCCCAUACACGUCCAAUUGGCCUCUUGUCCACGCCAUAAUGACGGACAAAGACUCACGACGCAUCUUCUACUUCAUGGGGGUUAAUUUUAGUUUUAUGACUGUACAAGCUGUCUACGGCUAUCUUACCGACUCCCUAGGACUCCUUAGUGAUAGUAUACACAUGUUCUUCGACUGUGUUGCGUUAGCCGUUGGACUGUUUGCAUCUGUCAUGAGCAAAUGGCCGCCGAGCGAGAGGUUUCCAUAUGGAUUUGGUAAAGUCGAGACCCUGAGCGGUUUUGCGAACGGGGUUUUCUUAAUACUAAUCAGCCUCGAAAUCAUGUUUGAGGCUUUUGAAAGGUUGCUAGAAGGAAGAGAAACAAAGCGUCUAGGGGAACUUUUCGUAGUCAGUACAAUGGGCCUGGUAGUUAAUUUGCUGGGAAUAUUCGCUUUUGGCUCUCAUGGUCACCAUCAUGGUCAUGACCAUGGCCACGGCCAUUCUCACCAUCAUCACGGACACUCUCAUGCUCAUAGCCAUGGCCAUAACCACGAGCAGAAGUUAGAUCAUGACCAUGAUUGUAGCACUGCUGAGAAUUAUAAACAGGACCAUGGACAUGGACAUGGGCACAGCCACGGCCACGGUCACGGUCACGAUAACGAGAACAUGCACGGGAUUUAUUUACACAUUCUCGCCGACACAUUAGGAAGUGCUUCGGUCAUUGUUUCGACGGUGUUAACCUACUUUAUGCCUUGGUCAGGAUGGGACCCUCUAGCAUCUUUCCUGAUUGCGUACCUCAUCCUCAUCACGGCGACGCCGCUUGUGAAAUCAUCAGCGCAACGAUUGCUGUUGACCAAUACAGCAGAUACGGAGUACAAUCUUCGCAACGUGCUUUCCGAGAUCACCAACCAGCGGGGUGUUGCGUCGUACGCUGUCCCCAAAUUCUGGACCGACGAUAGAACCGGCAGCGAGACGGGAGGCAAGCUCCAGGGCGUCAUGCACGUGGCGGCUAUGCGGGGUGCAGAUCUCGAAGAUGUUCGCGACCGAGUCCGGAACUACCUUUCCAAAGAAGGGAUCGAUGUUACAGUCCAGGUAGAACGCGAGGGAGACGGUACCUGUUGGUGUGGACUAGGCCGUACGAGUCCAUUGUCGCCCAGGCUCCCGGGAGGGUUUUGAUUGCUUGCUCUGAGUGAGUGAAUGGGGAAAGGGGCAUUUGUAGGUAUACGUGGAUGGGAUGGGCGGGUACUAUACACAUAUCGAACAGUGGCUUUAUGAUACCAGUAUAUAGGAGGUUGCCGGAAGUUGAUUAUGUCUACAUGUAUAUAUAGCUAUGUUCUUGGUAGGCAUUUGGUAAUAGGGCCUUCCGUUCUUUUGGUUGACAUAUCGGACAUGAGACGGUGUUAAUGAAUAAUUGUCUGAUGCUCAGAUGCUCAGAUGCACAGGUGUGCUUGCGUG